AUGACAUUAUUUGGGAAAGCUGUACAUGUUUCUAUAGAUUUGGUACUAGUUUCAACAUGUCUAGCUGGGAUUAAAAGAAACACAGGUUUAUCUCCUAACCUUGCUUUGAUUGAAAGCCAAACUGCAAGAGAAUAUACAAGGAAGUAUUUGAGAUUUGGGGAAUCAGUAUACGAUUAUAGUGUUGCAUCGUGUGGAACCUCAAAGUAUUUUGAAAGAAAGUAA
Molecule: messenger RNA, 222 nt
Organism: Naumovozyma dairenensis CBS 421
Lineage: Eukaryota; Fungi; Ascomycota; Saccharomycetes; Saccharomycetales; Saccharomycetaceae
Gene: ATG44
Product: mitofissin
Exons: 2
Coding region: 1-222 (73 amino acids)
Cellular component (GO): cytoplasm
Source: RefSeq, a predicted model, not a curated record